Molecule: messenger RNA, 673 nt
Organism: Triticum dicoccoides
Lineage: Eukaryota; Viridiplantae; Streptophyta; Magnoliopsida; Poales; Poaceae
Exons: 1
Coding region: 1-474 (157 amino acids)
Source: RefSeq, a predicted model, not a curated record
AUGGAGGUGUGCUCGAACUUCGGCUCCAUGCCUGACAUGCAGAAGGAAUCUGAUGCAGUGCUCAUGAGGGCCACUGCACAAGAGUUGAAGACGCUGAUUCCUAACCCGGCGAAGGGCGCGAUGGCAGUCGACAUCAUUCGCUGGGCCAUGAGUCAGGUCGUCUCCAACGACGCUAGACAGAGGAAGAGGUGGUCCAAGUACAAGAACUACUGGGCUCCUAAUGACCGCCGUGCCGCAGUGUACUGGGAGACGACAAUCGUGCCGCCGGCGGUCAUCGGUGGGGAGCCUAAGGAGGAGGAAGAACCGGUGCAGAUGCCAGUGAGGGCGCCGGAGCCAGGCCGUCGUACCUGGCAGAUUGACCUCGACUCCGCCGAGGACGAUGACGACCCGCCGCCCCGCAUGACGAUGGACAAGAAGAUGAAGGCCAGCCACUCGACCCGCCGCUCCGCAUGCCUCAACGGCCGCCGCGGUUAGCCAGUGUCUGUUGUGUACCCCCAAUCCCCCUUCUACUCCAUCCGCAUCUACCUCUAUUCCGAUCUUGCAUGAACUAGUAUGAACUGCCAUGCUUAUCUACCUCUAUUCCCCAUUCCCUUCUCCGUCGUGGAUCGAAUCUACCACCGGAUCGAACGCGGAAAAGUAGUGCAUGACGAACAGAAAAGUGCUUACCGCCAUU